Messenger RNA from Cetraspora pellucida, 270 nucleotides. NCBI's taxonomy places the organism in Eukaryota, Fungi, Glomeromycota, Glomeromycetes, Diversisporales, Gigasporaceae. The record is from the annotation of a GenBank genome assembly.
AUGUCAUCAUAUAUUGAAUAUAUAAAGGAACAAUUAUAUACUAAAAAAAAAGAAAAAUAUGAUAAAAAUAUGAACUUAAUUGAAGACUAUCCUCAUCAAGACGGUUACGAGAACAAUCAAUAUCUUAAUGUAAUGGUGAGAACCAUUUUAAUUGAUAAAGAAUUCGUGAAUUUAUAUUAUGAAAUAUGCGAUAACUUUAAUGAUCUCAUAAUUCAAGGUGAUUUUCCCAUUAAACCUGAUAGUGAAUCAGACGCUGUGAAUAUGACUUAG